This is a messenger RNA of Magnolia sinica, 1876 nucleotides long. Its product is annotated as lysine-specific demethylase JMJ32. The coding region runs from base 294 to 1448 and encodes 384 amino acids. The record is from RefSeq and is a predicted model, not a curated record. The transcript has 4 exons. NCBI's taxonomy places the organism in Eukaryota, Viridiplantae, Streptophyta, Magnoliopsida, Magnoliales, Magnoliaceae. Gene Ontology annotation, molecular function: 2-oxoglutarate-dependent dioxygenase activity.
UUUGACAUGGCCUUUGAGCUCUUCUUCGUCGCAUUCUCUGUUUUAACAUCCUCAUCUUCAGCUACACUCGGUCUGAUGAAGUUGUUCCUCAGCUGUCCUGUGCACGUCAUAAAAACUUUUGUCCGUUGGCGGCUUAGAUUUCGACCGGCAAAAGGCCGUCUCAACCUUGAUGUUCCUCCGCUCUUGUAAAUUAUUAUUAUUAUUAUUUAUUUAUUUUUUUAAAGUAUAACUGGAGCAUGAGAAUGGAAGGGAGAUUGAUUUGCGAAUAAAGGGAGGUGAGGGAAGGAAACAAAAUGGAGGAAGAGAAAGAAUUGGAGGGGAGCGGUGGGUUUAUUGGUGGUUUAUGGAGAGAAGUAAGGGAGCUGAGUCUGGGUGUGGGAACCUCAAUCGACCGUCUCGACUCUCCUCCUUCUUCACUCCGUUUCCUAAGACAUUAUGUCUCCUCCAACAAACCCUGCAUCAUCUCCAACGCCAUUCUUCACUGGCCUGCUCUCUCCACAUGGCCCCAUUUCUCCCCUUCUUCAUUUUCCCUUCUUCCCGAACAGCACCACGUCGUCUCCGUCCACCUCACCCCCCAUGGCCGAGCUGACUCCCUCGUCCCCCUACCCGACGAUCCUUCCUCCCUUUGCUUCGCCUCUGCCCACGUCCAGCGCAUGCCCUUCCACCAAGCCCUCCAACACAUCGUCUCUCCUCCUCUUCCCAAUUACGUUGCUUAUGCUCAGGAGCAGAACGACUGCUUUCGCUCUGAGUACUCCCAUCUUGCCCACGACAUCGAUGCUCACAUCCCAUGGGCCACUGAAGCCCUCGGCACCCUUCCUGAAGCAGUCAACCUCUGGAUUGGAAAUCACCUCUCUGAGACAUCCUUCCACAAGGACCAUUACGAGAACCUCUAUGCUGUCAUCUCUGGAGAGAAGCAUUUCCUCCUCCUCCCUCCCACUGACUUCCAUAGGAUGUACAUACGUGAUUACCCUGCUGCUCGAUACUCCUUUUCUCAGGAAACUGGAGAGUUCACAUUGCAACUGGAAAGCCCACUGAGAUAUGUUCCUUGGUGCAGUGUAAACCCUUACCCUUCUGCCUCAACCAAGGAGCGAGAGAUGUCACUCUACCCAUUAUAUUUCAAUGGCCCCAAGCCAUUUGAGUGUACUGUUAAGGCUGGGGAGAUCCUUUACUUGCCAAGUAUGUGGUUUCAUCACGUGAGGCAGAGUCCGGACAACAAAGGGCGGACCAUUGCCGUUAAUUAUUGGUAUGAUAUGCAGUUUGAUAUCAAAUAUGCAUAUUUUAACUUUUUGCAGUCAAUUGAUUACCAUUAUGUUAAUGCAUCUUCUGGAAAGAUAUUGGAGUAUCAUGAGGAUUCACAUUUGGAUGUGGGUGUUUCUGAUGCAAGAAGAGAUGGGUCUCAUGCUGCUGAGUCCAAAGCCAAGAGGAUAUUACGGAAUGCUAACACCUGAAUGAACAGUGGUGCAAUUGUAGUAUCAUCUAUUCAGGCCCAUGAGUUUGAGAUUUGUCGCCAAACAACUGGUGCAGUGCAAAUGAAGAGAUGAUGAGAGUUUGAGCAUAGUUGUCUUGGUUUAGUGGAAAGAUAUUCUUUGAAGGUUGCUUAUUAGUGGCUGUUAAGAGAAUUUCAAGUGAGCCCCAAGUGGAAUUUUUGCUUUUGGGGCCUGGGAUUAUACACCAUUAUAAGGAAAUUUGCAAUAUGAUGAGAAUCUGUUUAUCUGCAGUGGAUUCGAAUGCUCGAUUGAACCGAAUUUGAAUUGUCAGGCUGAAUUUCAGAACUUUUUUUUUCCAGACUGUAUCCGAAUACUCAGUUGAACUGAAUACUGAAAUGUGAUUAUUCCAUUUCAAUAAUAAAUGAGCACCAACAUUGUUUAAAGUCCAA